Messenger RNA from Neurospora tetraspora, 670 nucleotides. RefSeq lists its product as uncharacterized. Lineage: Eukaryota; Fungi; Ascomycota; Sordariomycetes; Sordariales; Sordariaceae. The record is from RefSeq and is a predicted model, not a curated record. The transcript has a single exon. Bases 93 to 551 code for a protein of 152 amino acids.
UCUGCUGGUUUACAAAAAAAGUUAAUGGCUUGGUUGAAGUUUCGUCUGCCUAAAAAAAGAAAAGCAAUAAUGUAUAACUAUCAUGACCUUGAAUGAACGUUCUGUUUGGUGCCGCGGCCCCCUUUCCUUCUUUCCAUUUACACGUUGCAUUCGAGUGCUCAAGCUGCCAGGGGCUCGUCUCGUCCAUCAUGGCGUUGUCACGAACAGCACCGAGCUACAAUCCCAUCACGUCCAUCUAUGCCAAUUCAGAUAAGAUAUGGAAGUCAGUCGCAGGCGGGCGGACCACCGGAGAUAGCGGCAAGAUCAAGAGAUGUCAGAUACUGACCACUGCGCCAAACACCCAAAAAUUGGAGCUCCAUCGAGGUGAUGGAGUAGUGCCAGCUCUGAACCCCCUAUAUUUGACAAGAGAAGCCCAAGUGGACUCUCCUUCUAAUUAUACCCACAUCCGUACCCGUACCCAUCACCCGUUGCUCCCGAGCGAGCGGUCGAACGGCCGGGCCCGCCGGGCUGAACGGAACAGGCGUUGGUGCGAUGCCGCCGGCAAUCUUUAACUUCAGUUCGACAGCAACCACACCCAGCACCAACUUCGUCGACUCGGCCUCAGCUUCCAAGUGACAACGCAUCUGGAUUCUCCGGGUGACAGGCACGUUCUCGACCAUUAUCCAUCGAC